Messenger RNA from Zea mays, 2278 nucleotides. RefSeq names its product xylulose kinase. NCBI's taxonomy places the organism in Eukaryota, Viridiplantae, Streptophyta, Magnoliopsida, Poales, Poaceae. The transcript is spliced from 11 exons. The record is from RefSeq and is marked validated. Gene Ontology annotation, biological process: phosphorylation; D-xylose metabolic process; xylulose metabolic process. Gene Ontology annotation, molecular function: D-xylulokinase activity. Gene Ontology annotation, cellular component: cytosol. Bases 426 to 2114 code for a protein of 562 amino acids.
GGCGUUAAGCAGUGGCCGGACUGCCGGAGGAGGGCAGAGGUGGUCAGGUGGAGUUCGCCAGUUCGGAGUCGCCGAUUGAGUCGGGAGCCAGAGAGGCCGAGAACGGAUGCUUCCUGUUGCUUGCUGCGCACCUCGUGGGCUGGAAGUUGGGCGUCAGCUAAUUUUCCGCUCCGCACCGACUGCAGCCCCGGGCACCGUAUCCGCUCUUUAGCAAUCAUAACAAACAUACCCGAAGGAAGCCAACAGAUUUCAGUAUUUCACGGUCACCAUCACCACUCACCAGUCCCUCCUACCCGCUUCCCAUAAAAUCUUCUGAUCUGUAACGCAUUCGUCGACGCCCACCUCCGCUUCGCUCUCUUGCUCUUUUAGUCCCAUCUCCCAUCCCACCUGGAGGCGAAUUUCGUCUGGGGAAAAAGUCGGCGGCCAUGGCCGGGCGAGACUCCCUCCCGGAGGGUUCUCUCUUCCUCGGGUUGGACAGCUCCACUCAAUCACUGAAAGCUACGGUGCUCAAUAAUGAGCUCACCAUAGUAGCUUCUGAAAUUGUUAAUUUUGACUCUGAAUUGCCACACUACAAAACUGAAGGUGGGGUGUACAGAGACCCAGCAGAUGAUAGGCACAUUUUUUCACCAACCAUUAUGUGGGUGGAAGCUUUGGAUGUGCUGCUUGAGAAGCUAAAACCAAAGAUCAACUUCGGUAAGGUAGUGGCUGUUUCUGGGAGUGGGCAGCAACAUGGCAGUGUUUAUUGGAAAAAGGGCAGCCAUGCUGUGUUAUCCUCCUUGGAUGCUAGUAAAAGCUUGUUAUCGCAACUAAAGGAUGCAUUUUCUACAAUGAACUCACCAUUAUGGAUGGAUAGUAGCACAACAAAGCAAUGCAGAGAAAUAGAGAACGCAGUUGGAGGUGCACUGGAGUUAGCAAAACUCACAGGAUCUCGUGCGUAUGAAAGAUUCACUGGCCCCCAGAUAAGGAAGAUCUAUCAGACAGAGCCUGAUGUUUAUGAAGAUACCGAGAGAAUAUCUUUGGUGAGCUCGUUCAUGGCAUCUAUCCUUGUUGGAAGCUAUGCAAGUAUUGAUGAAACUGAUGGUGCGGGGAUGAACUUGAUGGAUAUCAAGCAAAGGAUCUGGUCAAAGUCUGCUUUAGAGGCAACUGCUCCUGGACUUGAAGCAAAGCUUGGAAAUCUAGCACCAGCAUAUUCAGCUGCUGGUCGAAUUGCUCCUUAUUUUGUAGAAAGGUUUCAGUUUGAUAAGAACUGUUUGGUCAUUCAGUGGUCUGGAGAUAAUCCUAAUAGCCUUGCAGGUUUAACUCUGAAUACCCCUGGUGAUCUUGCCAUUAGCCUUGGUACUAGUGAUACAGUAUUCGGGAUAACAACAGAAGCUAAACCAAGCCUUGAAGGACAUGUUUUCCCCAAUCCUGUUGAGCCUAAUGGUUAUAUGGUCAUGCUAUGCUACAAAAAUGGCUCCUUGACCAGAGAAGAUGUACGAAAUCGCUGUGCAGACAAAUCAUGGGACGUUUUUAACAGCUAUCUGGAGAAAACGCCCCCUCUAAAUGGUGGGAAGAUAGGAUUCUACUACAAAGACCAUGAGAUCCUCCCUCCACUUCCAGUGGGUUUCCAUCGGUACACUGUCGAAAACCUCAACGACGUCUCAUCAGACGCUCUGUUGGAGCGUGAAGUGGAAGAACUUGACCCACCGUCCGAGGUUCGUGCCAUCAUUGAGGGCCAAAUGCUGUCGAUGCGAGGCCACGCCGAGAGGUUUGGCAUGCCGAACCCUCCCAAACGGAUCAUAGCAACCGGCGGGGCAUCCUCCAACGAAAGCAUCCUCAAGUCAGUCGCGCAGAUCUUCGGCUGCCCUGUCUUCACAGUCCAGAGACCUGAUUCGGCAUCGCUGGGCGCAGCGCUGAGAGCUGCCCACGGGUGGCUGUGCAACGCGCAAGGUAGCUUCGUCCCCAUCUCGUGCCUGUACCAGGGCAACCUGGAGAAGACCUCCCUUGGCUCGAAGCUGGCAGUCCCGGCCGGCGACAAGGAGCAGGACCGGGAGCUCCUCCAGAAGUACACCAUCCUGAUGAGGAAGAGAAUGGAGAUCGAGAGACGCCUGGUGGAGAAGAUUGGGCGAUCGUAGGGAUAAAAAAAUCAUGAAGCGCUGCUGAGGCUGGCAGGACCGAAUAAUUUGUGAAUAAGUAUGGAUUAUCUCGAUCGUAGGAAACAAAUUCAUGGCAAUUCGUGAAUAAAAGUGGAUUAUCGUCCAUAACGCAGAACUUUCUUAAAGGUCAGAGCUUAAGUUUU